Messenger RNA from Lactuca saligna, 1291 nucleotides. NCBI's taxonomy places the organism in Eukaryota, Viridiplantae, Streptophyta, Magnoliopsida, Asterales, Asteraceae. The record is from the annotation of a GenBank genome assembly.
AUGGAGAACAUCAAAUCUAUUGAUACUCAUGCUUAUGAUUACCUUAUAGACAGAGAUCCUACUACCUGGUCUAAGGCAUUCUUUCAAGAAGGAAGAGACUGUGAUGCAGUGGAGAAUGGGGUCAGUGAGAGUUUCAAUUCUGCUAUUAGGCAUGCUAGAAGGAGACCUAUAAUCACUAUGCUGGAGGAGAUUAGGUUAUUUGUGAUGGAAAGGAUAUACACUCAAAGAGUUGAAGGAAUGGAAUGGGAUUUGCUUAUAUGUCCAACUAUUAGGAAGCGUAUAGAACAUCUGAAGGUUAAACAGAGAUUGUGGGGAGUUACUCCUUGUGGUUAUCAAAAGUAUGAGGUUAGAUUCACUGAUGUUGCAUAUGGAGUGGAUCUAAUUGCAAAGAAGUGUGCCUGUAGAAUAUGGCAACUUACAGGGAUACCAUGCUUACAUGGAGUGGCAGCAAUAUCUUACUUAAAUCAUGAUGCUGAGGCAUAUGUGUCCCAAUCAUACACUACUGAGGCUUACCUAAAAUGCUACAAAUAUAGCAUUAAUCCUCUCAAUAGUAGUGAAAUGUGGCCAGAUGUUCCAUACCAUAAGCCUUUGCCUCCCAAAAGAAGAAGAUUACCUGGUAGGCCAUCUGUGAAAAGGAAGAGGGAUGCAAUUGAACGAGAGUUGAGUGGAUCAAGUAGACAAACUGUCUCAAGAAGGGGUAGCAUAAUAAAGUGUGGUAUUUGUAAGGAACCAGGUCACAACAAGAAAAAGUGUCCAUCUAACCAACAAAGCAAUACAUCAGUACCAAGUUCAUCCAGGGGCAGUGGAGCAGACCCAAGUUUAUCUAGGGGCAAUGAAGGACCACCACCUCCUCCACCACCACCUGCAGCCCAACAACCUCCUCCACCACCACCUGCAGCCCCCAUGCCAAGAAGAAGGGUCCCAGUUAGUAGAAGUGGAAGGAGGAAAUAUUCUGAACGGAUUAUCAAACAAGCAUUAAGGAGGCAGAUACCUGGGGUUGGGAGCAAUGCAGAUAACCCUUCAGUUAUUGAUUAAUUUAGGGGAUAAUAGUGGGUGGGUAGGAAUAUCUUUUGUAAGGCAGUUGUGAUGUAAAGACAAAGUAGUAGUCUUUUUAUUAUGCUUUUCUAUGGUACUAUCAAGUAGGUGUAUGGGCACAUGGUGGCCCUUCUUUUGUCUAUGCAGGAAUCUUUUGUGUUACCUAGAAACUACUUUUGUGUAUGCAGACAAAAACUUAUAUAACUGUAGAAUAUUAAUGGCGUAUUACAAUGAAUCCAACCACCACAUUCACUUA